AUGGAAAAUGAGGAAGAUAAAGCCUACUCUCAACACCAAAAAUGGAAGAAGCGCACAAAAUCUGCUGGAUUUCCAUCAAAUUCAAUGCAAGAUUUGAACUUUACAAUCCCUCUUGAAAUUCAGGUUUUGUCCCUCUUGCAAUUCAGGUGUGUUUCGAAAUCUUGGCUUGCUUUAAUCUCGAGCCCCGAAUUUAUCCAGACUCAUCUUAGUAGUUAUACCGAACAUAGGGUGAUGUGGAAUUCUAUACAGGGGGUGAAUAUUAAAGAUUGUAAUCUUGAUUCUUUAUUUAAUGAUUCUGUUAUGGAGGUAUCUGACUUGGGUCAUCGUAUGAUAUCCGACGGGUUGUACAAUGAAUUGCCUAGUUGUAUAACAAUUCUAAGUUCUGUCAAUGGAUUGAUUUGUCUUGUGGAUUCUAAAUAUAAUUUUUUUCUAUGGAAUCCAUCGAAUAGAAAGUACAAGAAAUUACCUUGUCCUAGAGCUACAUUGUGGUUUGAUAAAGCGCUCAUGUAUGGUUUUGGAUAUGAUAAGUUUCAUGAUGAUUAUAAGUUAUUGGGUACCUUUUGUAGAAAAGGUAAAGUUCGAUCGAGUGUUGACGAUUGUCAAUUGAGGAAGUGUAAAAGUCGAGAGGAAGUAUACAUUUCAGGUGAAUGUUUGAUAAGUGACUAUAAGGAAUGGAACAUCAUAUCAUUUGAUUUGGCUAACGAGAAAUGGGGAGAAGUGGAGCAUCCUUGCUACAAAGAGGGAUAUAUUCAUUUGUAUUUGGGAGUGUUGGGAAGUGAUCUUUCCAUUUUUUGUGAUAAUGCGACCUCUCAUGUAGAUUUUUGGGUUAUGAAGGAGUAUGGGGUUAAACAAUCUUGGACAAAGAUGUUAACCGUCAAUUAUCCUUUUGAUACACCGCGGUGUGAUUUUUAUCUGCCUUGUUUCAUGUCAAACAAAGUUGAAAUUUUUUUUUCAG
This is a messenger RNA of Capsicum annuum, 955 nucleotides long. Its product is annotated as F-box/kelch-repeat protein At3g23880-like. Lineage: Eukaryota; Viridiplantae; Streptophyta; Magnoliopsida; Solanales; Solanaceae. The record is from RefSeq and is a predicted model, not a curated record. Gene Ontology annotation, molecular function: protein binding. The annotation marks the transcript as partial. The transcript has 4 exons.